Rodentolepis nana is the source of this 528-nucleotide messenger RNA. NCBI's taxonomy places the organism in Eukaryota, Metazoa, Platyhelminthes, Cestoda, Cyclophyllidea, Hymenolepididae. The record is from the annotation of a GenBank genome assembly.
AUGGCUUUUACGCAACACCAACAGCAAGACCAAUCACACCCCAGUGACAUAUACCCCGAUUCCGAUCAUCAAGGCUCCUCCAAUCUGCCCAGUAGAAUCUUCUCUCGAAUUCGUAACCUGGCGGCCAACUUCGGUCACUCUUCGGGCAUGACUCGGGGUGACAGCCGCGAUUCCACUCUCCCCCCUGGUAGUUCAAAAUCUGCCAACAAGGAUUUAAAAAAAUCCACGAUACCCUCUCACUAUCAUGAAAGGGACGAGAUUAUAUCUGAUCUCCGACGACAGCUGAUCACUAAGGAUCGGGAAAUAGCCUUCCUCAUGUCAGAAUUGGAUAAGUAUCAGUCAGUUUUUAAUCAGAAAUCGUCAGGACUUGUUAGUGGAUCACAAAGAGGAACGAUAACUGAGUUCGGAAGUUUGGAAAUGGAAGCUGAUGGUCCGAGAAAGAGAGGAAUCGGUAUUUCGGCUGAGCCGAGAGCCUUGAAGGUGAAUGAGAUUGAACAUCCAACGCAUUAUCCGAAAACGUCGAAGUAA